CCCCCCCCCCCCCCCAGCCCACGAGAAAAGCGCAUGAAGGCUCGUACAUCAGAAUGUAUGUAUCCACCCGUCGAUAAAUUUAAACACCUAGCUACCAGUGCAUGCCACGCCACACGCCAUGCCAUGCCGCCCCGUCUGUACAAGUAUGCAGCACGCGCUGCAUCCACCCAUCCAUCCAUCCAUCCCUCCAUCCAUCCGUUGAAAGCUACAUAUUCAUUCACCCACUCAUCUGUCUACCUACGCCUCCCCAGCUGACACUGGUUGUGUCUGCCUCUCGCUCGCCUUCUCUACUCGCGGCACCUCCUCCUUGCCGCCGCUGCUGCUGCUGCUACUGCUGGUGGUGGUGGUGUCAGCUGCCAUCGUGGUUGCCUCAGGGGGCACCAGUGCCGCCCCGGCAGCGGCCCGCCCGUUGACAGAGAUGUCCCCCAGUAUCUCAUCGUCCUCUCGCGGCCGCCUGGAUGCCCGCGGCGGCACUGCAUGCGUCUGCGCGUCCUUGAGGAGGUCCUCCCAGCUCAUGUUGAGUAUGUCCGACACGUCCGGUGUGGGCAGCAUGUUCUUGAGCUCCUCUGGUAUGAUGUCGUCGAGCUUGAUGUCAUACUCGAUGGGGUUGCUCUUGAAGUACUGCUUGAGGGACCAGCUGAUGGCCGUGACCAAGACGUUGCUGGCAAUCCAGUAGAUGACCAGGGCACUCGGUACCGACAGGGCGAAGUAGCCGAUGAGGAAGGGAAGGUACUUGAGCAGCUCCUGCACACGUUUCGACUGCUCGUCCUCGGCCGGUGGCGUCAGGAUGGCCUGCGAGAUGUACUGCGAGAUGACAUAGAUGACGGGGACGGUCAGGUAGAGCAGCGUUGCCUCCCAUCCGAGCGGAGGAUUGGAGCCGUCCCAGCCAGUGGUGAGCCAGUUGAGUGCCUGUGCGGGGUCGGCACCGAAUGUGGGGCCCUCGAGGUUGGGGAUCCAGAGGAAGCUCUCGCUGAGCUGGCCGUCCUUGGCGAGAUUGGACAGGCUGCGAUAGAGGCCCAGGAAAAUGGGAAUCUGCACGAAGGCCGGCAGGAUGGAAGCCAGGGGGUUGACCUUGGCCUCCUGGUACAGCUGCGCCGUCAGGAGGGUCUGGAUCUGCUGGUUCUUGCCGAAGCGCUUCUUGAUCUCCUGCACCACCGGGUUGAGGGCCUGGAUCUUCUGCGUGCCCUGCAUCUGGUUCCACGUUAUGGGGAAGACGAAGAUGCGGAUCAGCACGGUGAAGACGAUGAUGGCCCAGCCGAACUGGGGAAUGCCUGCACACAACACGCGACAGGCAGGAGAGUGAGAGGAGACAUCGAGAUAUCCCUGGAGCCGCCGUGCUUGCUUCCCCUAUCCCCUGUGCACUUGCUGACCGAAUUUGUCUUCCAUGACGUGGUGCACUUGAUAGAUCAUAUUCUCCAGGAAGCUCACGUAGUUGUCCCACCAUCCCGGCUCCUUGGCCACCUCCUCAGUGACGGUCUGGACUGCCUGUCCGACGGCCUCCCCUCCCUCCCCGGCAGCCUGGGCCACACCCUGCAGCACCUCCAUGACGGGCCCGAACCCACCGGCUGACACGGGUGGCGACGGGAUGAACGACAGGGCGGCGGGGAGGAGGGCUGACAGGGUGGUGGGAUCCAGCAUGCGCGGAGAGGGGCGAGACCGACGCAAUGGUGGACGAGAGGCCUGCAACGACCGCACAUAAUGGUUUGCCAUCAGGCCUCACGGAUCCUGUCGUGUCCAUUCUACCUGCAGCCUGUUCACGGCGGUGAACGCUGAAGUCCUCGCGAAGCCAGCCUGAAUACACCAGACAGCAUGCACGGUCAUGCUCCUUCCGUGAUCUCUGUGUGCAUGAGGAUGCUCUUGCUCACGGCAUAGUGGUUGAGGCCGAUGCAGAGAGCCAGCGCAGCGGCGAGCCACUGCCUCCGAUGAUACCUCAUCCUCUGAACACUGCUGUUGCGUAGUCAACGCCAGAUCUGCG
This is a messenger RNA of Vitrella brassicaformis, 1975 nucleotides long. NCBI's taxonomy places the organism in Eukaryota, Vitrellaceae. The record is from the annotation of a GenBank genome assembly.